CCUCUAGUUUCCCAAAAUAGUAAUUUAUAAUAGUCAGAAGAUUUUGAAGUAGAUCUAGCUAAAGGGAGAUAAAGAGUACAAUACCGGCAUCUUAAAAGUCGCUUCCGGGUAAACAGUGAACUCUCAGAAAAUUUCAUUUUCAAUGAAAGAACGAUUACUGAACAAGAAACGGUUUGUAAAUUUAUUUUCUUCUCAAGAUCAAAAGUACACAUGGCAUGCCCUUCCAACCUGACAGGAGUAGUGUAUGAUGAGAAGCUUUCUUCUCACUUCAAUGCAUGGAACAAAGAUUUUACUGAAACACCUCAUCGUGUCAUCCAAAGUAUUAAAAGAUGCAGAGAAUUGAAGCUGCUAGAAAGAUGCAAACGUAUUCCAAUCAGGGAAGCAAACGAGUCCGAGAUUCUCACAUGCCACUCAAGGAAACAUUUAGAAAUUUUAAAAAGUACAGAAACUAUGAAAAGAGAUGAGCUAAUGGCAAUUUCACAAAAAUAUGACUUCAUUUAUUUUCAUGAGAAGUCCUUUGAAAAUGCUACACUAAGUUUAGGAGGAGUUGUGGACCUUGUGGACAACAUUGUGUCUGGGAAACUAAAAAAUGGAAUGGCAAUAAUUCGUCCCCCUGGUCACCAUGCAAUGUUUGAAGAGUUCUGUGGCUACUGUUAUUUCAGCAAUGUUGCUAUUGCGGCACAGUUAAUGCUUGACAAGUACAAUUUAAAAAGAAUUUUGAUCCUUGAUUGGGAUGUUCAUCAUGGCCAAGGUAGCCAGUUCAAGUUUUAUAAUGAUCCAAGGGUAUUAUUUGCAUCAAUACAUCGCUAUGAGCAUGGAUCAGAAUGGCCACACCUGCGUGAAUCUGAUUAUGAUUUCAUUGGGGAGGGUCCUGGUAAAGGAUACACAAUAAAUGUACCAUUGAAUGAGCUGGGACUUGGAAACAGUGAAUACUUAAGUAUUUUUUUCAACCUUCUCCUGCCAGUCUUUUAUGAGUUUGACCCCGAGCUUGUGCUUGUGUCUGCUGGAUAUGACUGUGCCAUAGGCUGCCCAGAGGGAGAGAUGACAGUAACACCUGCAUGUUUUGCUCACUUUGUGAAUCUGCUGAAACCACUUGCUUCAGGAAAGCUAGCACUUGUUCUUGAGGGAGGCUAUAAUCUCAAAUCAUUGUCAGAGUCUGUAGCUAUGAGUCUGAGGUCUCUACUUGGUGACCCAAACUCCUUAAUACCUCCAAUCACAGCCCCUAAACACAGUGUUGUUGAAUCUGUGCUGAAUUGCAUCAAAGUUCUCCAUCCUUACUGGCAGUCUUUAUGCUAUCAAGAUCUAGUGAGCCCACUAGACAUCCCAGCAGAUAAAUAUCCUUUUAAAAGGGUGUUGCAUUUACCCCCUGUAAAAGAUGUGCAAUUUUACACAACAGAAACUCGACCAGAAAUGUUUCCAUUGAUCCAAGAAUGUGCUGAUGAUUUGACUGUGAAACAGGUUGAGGAGAUCAACAAAAAAAUUGAUGAGAUCAUCAAGAAGACCUCACUUUAUGUUGCAGAAAAGUGCUUGAGUGUUGUGGCAGAUAAGUCCAACAUGGGUGUAUACAGCAUCUGUCAAACACAUUUAGGGGCUCAGUUCCUAUCACUCAAGGAUAAACUGUGUGAUUCACCCACCUCUCCAGAAUGCAUCAAAGCUUCAUUAGAGUCUGUACUUAAUGGCCAGACCCAGUGCAGUUUGGUAGUUAUCAGUCAGAGCAGCUUACAGUUAAAUGGGCUUGAGAAUAAAGCAACCCCUAAUGAUUUGGAUAAUGUUACAAUAGCUGCAGAACACAUUACCAACAACUACAGCAGUAAAAAGCUACUAGUGAUUGAAUUUGGAGCUUCUUCUGAUCAUAGGCCAACAUUCUUAAGUCGAAAUUCUAACAUCCUACUGCUAUCAGUUAAUUGGUUUGGUAAAAGACAUUGCUGUGGAGCUCCUGAUGUUGAUAUGGAGGACAUCAGUUCAGAGUCCCAUAACAUCAACAUCACUUUCAAUCAACCCUUCUCAGAUGUUGACUUGGUAGCUGCUUUAAUGCACAUUAUCUUGCCACUUUCCUAUGAGUUUUGUCCAGAUUUAACUCUGUUGAAUUUGAGCAACACCCAGAAUUCUGAGAACAAUUCCUCUCCGUUAUCCAAAGCUGUUGUGGGCCAUCUAAUCCAUUUAUUGCGUGGCUUAUCCCAAGGGAAACUUGUUGUGCUACUGGAAAAUGAGACCAACUAUUCUUUUUCAUGUGUUGCCAGAACAAAAAAUGGCAAUAAAGUUAACAUUGAAUCACCCCAAUUUGCUGAUUUGAUAGAUGAGUGCAUGAGGAUUAUGUUGGGAGGAUCAUGUAGACCCCUGGCUAAAGGCAUCAUGUCAAAGAGGAAUGUUUUACUAAUCAAAGAAACUCAAGACAAACUCAAAGGACAUUGGAAAACAUUGCAGUUUCGUUGUAAGAUUCCUAGUUUGAUGUAAUUUGAUUGGCUGUACGACAGGUCAGUGAUUUUAAAUGCAGGUCAGAAAAUAGAGCUAACACAAUCCACUUGCCAGACUUUUUACCUACUUCUUUGUGUAGUAAUGUUAAACUCGAAAAGCCACAUUUUUAUGUCAAUAUUGUGUAUUUUCUAAGUCAGUUUUAUAUUUAUUAAAAAUAUUUUUUGUAAAAGCUCUAUUAAAAGCUUUAUUUUUACUGUAUGAUACUACAGUCAAUAAAUAUUGUAAAAUAGGAUUUUCUUUUCUCAUAGAACUGCAAUGGAGUUGAAGCUUGUAAAAAUGUAUUUACACUUCAAACUUAAAAUAACUUGUGUCACAAGAUUAAGUAUAUUUUAAACACAAGUCAGUAAUUGCUGGAUGUGUCAUGAUUAUUUUUUUCAUGUUUAUAUAUAAACCACUAAACGCACUCUCAAUGCAAGUAAAAUAUUUUUUAAAGUUCACCUGUUUGUGAACUAUGACCAACAUUUAUUGUAAAAAUGAAAUUUUUUUAUCGUAGAAUAGUUUUGUGAAAAAAUAUGUACAAUUUACUCCACUAAAUUCUAUUUGCUUUUUUUUUGGGGCUGUUGCAAUAUGGGUUUUACACAAAACAUUUAAUGUUUUAAACUGUUGCAUCAAGCAACAAAAUCAUUUUCUUGUAAAAAUGCACUGUAGUUAAAAAACUAUACCCGUGACUUUAUUAUGUGAAUACUUUACCAGCUUUAAGGUACAAUUUAAUUAAACCAGUUUACAUUGUAUUAAUAGUUGUUUUUAAGAGUAUAUUUUGUUUAUUUAAACUGUACUGUCCCUGUGCAUAUUAUGUGUGUUAAAUAUUUUAUUACAUUAUUUCUAUUUUAUUCUCAUUCCCUUUACAAUGACAUCUUAAAAGCUUAUACUUAAGUAUUGGAUGUCAAUCAGCCACAUUGGUUGAGACAUCUGGUUAUUCUCCCAUCCCACACAGAUUUUAAUUUUUAUCUACUUUUUUGAAUGAAAAUAAUUUAUUCAAUAGUUUUAUAUAAUUAUAAAUGUUUGCUAAAUACAAAAUUUGCUUAAAUAUUUUAAGCAUUGGUUUAAAACUACUGGUACUUAUUUGUGUUUUUUUAUAUAUUUUUUUCCAAGUAAUAAAUACAUUUAAAGAAACUAUGAUGGAAACCAAAAGAUAAGAGUAGAAUUGGAUAAUAUGGAUACUAUGCAACUUGUUUAAUUCAAUGUAAAUUGUCAUUUUAAUAUUGCAGUUGUAGAGUUUUUCACAGUUGUUACAUUGCUGAUUGGUUCACCUAUCCAAGUGCUUUCACAAAUAGUAUUUAACAGCUUUACAAGUUCAUUUUAUUUCAGAGACUUUAAAUGAAAAAUUUAAUUUGUUGUUCUUUUGUCUAAUAUAACACAUUUUACAAAUUUUUAAAAAUGUAUUCUUGAAUUGAAAAUUGUGGUAAACUGUUAACAGUUUUACCAUUUUAGAAUUGUGAAGAUAAUAAGUUUGAAGAUACUGCAUAUUUAAAAAAUUGUUUGGGUU
This is a messenger RNA of Physella acuta, 3961 nucleotides long. Its product is annotated as polyamine deacetylase HDAC10. Gene Ontology annotation, biological process: epigenetic regulation of gene expression. Gene Ontology annotation, molecular function: deacetylase activity. The record is from RefSeq and is a predicted model, not a curated record. Lineage: Eukaryota; Metazoa; Mollusca; Gastropoda; Physidae.